UGCCUGGGAUGCCAAGAGCCAGAGAAUGGAUCUGCUCCGAGUGGGGACAUUGCUGAAGAUCCCGGCUUCCCGAGGCGGCUGAAAACUAGCAUUUGGUUUUGGCUGCCUGCAGAUAUCCAGAGACCUGAGCGGACCGGAGGAGGGACGGACCGACGGACAGCUAGAUGGUCGGCGCGAACCCGGGAGGACCGGCGGCGGAGGCUGAGCACCGCGAGCCUAGCCGCCGAGCUUGAAGAGAAACUAACUGCACGCCCAAGUUGCCCAGCCGGCUGCCCGCGCGCUGAGGAAUGAGACCUUUCCAGCUGGAUUUGCUCUUCCUCUGCUUCUUCCUCUUCAGUCAAGAGCUUGGCCUCCAGAAGAGAGGAUGCUGUCUGGUGCUGGGCUACAUGGCCAAGGACAAGUUUCGGAGAAUGAAUGAAGGCCAAGUCUACUCCUUCAGCCAGCAACCCCAGGACCAAGUGGUGGUGUCAGGACAGCCAGUGACGCUGCUGUGCGCCAUCCCAGAAUAUGAUGGCUUCGUCCUGUGGAUCAAAGACGGCUUGGCUCUGGGUGUAGGCAGAGACCUCUCAAGUUACCCCCAAUACCUGGUGGUGGGAAACCACCUGUCAGGAGAGCAUCACCUGAAGAUCCUGAGGGCUGAACUGCAGGAUGAUGCUGUGUAUGAGUGCCAGGCCAUCCAGGCUGCCAUCCGGUCCCGUCCCGCACGCCUCACAGUCCUGGUGCCACCGGAUGACCCCAUCAUCCUAGGGGGACCUGUGAUCAGCCUUCGGGCAGGGGACCCCCUCAACCUCACCUGCCACGCGGAUAAUGCCAAGCCUGCGGCUUCCAUCAUUUGGCUUCGUAAAGGAGAGGUCAUCAAUGGGGCCACCUACUCUAAGACCCUGCUUCGAGAUGGCAAGCGUGAGAGCAUUGUCAGCACCCUCUUCAUCUCCCCAGGAGACGUAGAAAACGGACAGAGUAUUGUGUGCAGAGCCACCAACAAAGCCAUCCCCGGAGGAAAGGAGACCUCAGUCACCAUAGACAUCCAGCAUCCCCCGCUUGUCAACUUGUCGGUCGAACCGCAGCCGGUAUUGGAGGACAACAUCGUCACGUUCCACUGCUCUGCGAAGGCCAACCCAGCUGUCACCCAGUACAGGUGGGCCAAACGGGGUCACAUCAUCAAAGAGGCAUCUGGGGAGCUGUAUCGAACCACUGUGGACUACACAUACUUCUCAGAGCCUGUGUCCUGUGAAGUGACCAAUGCCCUGGGCAGCACCAACCUCAGCCGAACAGUGGACGUCUAUUUUGGUCCCCGAAUGACCUCAGAGCCUCAAUCCUUGCUGGUAGAUCUGGGCUCAGAUGCCAUCUUCAGCUGUGCGUGGAUCGGCAACCCGUCUCUGACCAUUGUGUGGAUGAAAAGGGGUUCUGGUGUGGUCCUGAGCAAUGAAAAGACCCUGACCCUCAAAUCUGUCCGCCAAGAGGAUGCUGGGAAGUACGUGUGCCGGGCUGUGGUGCCCCGGGUUGGAGCUGGGGAGCGAGAGGUGACCUUGACUGUCAACGGACCCCCUAUCAUCUCCAGCACACAGACUCAGCAUGCCCUCCAUGGUGAGAAGGGACAGAUCAAGUGUUUCAUCCGGAGCACACCGCCUCCUGACCGCAUUGCCUGGUCCUGGAAGGAGAACGUCCUGGAGUCAGGGACAUCGGGGCGCUACACAGUGGAGACGGUGAGCACCGAGGAGGGUGUCAUUUCCACACUGACCAUCAGCAACAUUGUACGUGCUGACUUCCAGACCAUCUACAACUGUACAGCCUGGAACAGCUUCGGCUCCGACACAGAGAUCAUCCGACUCAAGGAACAAGGUUCGGAAAUGAAGUCGGGAGCCGGGCUGGAAGCAGAGUCUGUGCCAAUGGCCGUCAUCAUCGGGGUGGCCGUAGGAGCUGGGGUGGCCUUCCUCGUCCUAAUGGCAACCAUUGUGGCCUUCUGCUGUGCCCGUUCCCAGAGAAAUCUCAAAGGGGUUGUAUCAGCCAAAAAUGAUAUCCGAGUGGAGAUUGUUCACAAGGAGCCAGCUUCUGGUCGGGAGGCUGAAGAUCACACCGCCAUCAAGCAGCUGAUGAUGGAUCGGGGUGAGUUCCAGCAAGACUCGGUGCUGAAGCAGCUAGAGGUCCUCAAAGAAGAGGAGAAAGAGUUUCAGAACCUGAAGGACCCCACCAAUGGCUACUACAGCGUCAACACUUUCAAAGAGCACCACUCAACUCCAACCAUCUCCCUGUCCAGCUGCCAGCCAGACCUGCGACCUACAGGCAAACAGCGUGUACCCACAGGCAUGUCCUUCACCAACAUCUACAGUACCUUGAGUGGCCAGAGCCGCCUCUACGACUAUGGACAGAGGUUCGUGUUGGGCAUGGGGAGCUCUUCCAUUGAGCUUUGUGAGCGAGAGUUUCAGAGGGGCUCCCUCAGCGAUAGCAGCUCCUUCCUGGACACGCAGUGUGACAGCAGCGUCAGCAGCAGCGGCAAGCAGGACGGCUACGUGCAGUUCGAUAAGGCCAGCAAGGCUUCUGCCUCCUCUUCCCACCAUUCCCAGUCCUCUUCCCAGAACUCCGACCCCAGUCGACCCCUGCAGCGGCGGAUGCAGACUCACGUCUGAAGAUCACACACUGUGGUGGGGAUGGGCCAGGGAGGAGGACAGGGCACAUUCUCGUUCUCUGCGGACUGGGGCUGCUUUGCAGAGGACCCUAGAACUGGCCGCCUCCAGGGUGGCCUCUGUGCACCUCUGUUACCACCUUCCUUCGAAGCUCUAAUUAAGCACAAAUCUGGCUCCCAGAUGGGAAACGAAGAGGAUGCGGCUGAGUGCGUAGUGCUCAGGGCUGGAUACCUUUGUCUCUUGCUCUUCCCUAAAGGUCUUUCAACCACCUUGUCCUCGCACAGGCACCAGGGGCAGCUAGAACUUUGCUUUUAGGAAACUGCCGUCCACUCUCCUAGCCCCUCUUGCUGCCCAUAAGCCAUCCCGGGUGCCUGCGUUCCUUACAGCCUUGAGGAACAGAGGAUUUCUUCCCAGCACUGAGCUGCUCCAGAGCCCCCCAGCUUCCCCACUGUGCAUAGCCCGUACCACAGAGGCAGAGGGCUGAGAAAUGACCCUGACCUAAGGAGCAUCUGCCUGGGAGCCCACCCCCAGUGUGUUUGGUGUUUGUGUCUAUAUUCUUGCAGUUCUGUUCUUGGAUUUGAUGCCUCUGGGCCUGGUGGUGGGAUUGGCCCAUCAGAGUCUAGCGUCCUCAGAGCUGAGGAAGGGAAGGAAGGAGAGUGUGAAUGCCUGGAGACCACCUUGCCCAACACACCCUGUGCCAGGCUGUGCAAUUCAGAGCCCUCACCCUCACCCCUGCUUUGUGUUCUCCCCUCCUUCCCACAACACAAUCAAGCUAAUAUAAGGAGUACAAGAACUUCUCUGGUCAGGGUCUGUUGGACAGUUAUUGCAGAGUGCUUCCUGGGAGAUGUGGUUUUGAGGGGGCUGAAAUGCAGGCUGGAGGAUGAGGCAGACUUUUUUCAGCUGCUGAAAACAAGGAACAAUUAUUCGUUCUCCAGGAGACAGGACUCUGUGUGCAAGAGGGACAGUUUUUUCUGCACCUCUCCCUCCCAUCACUCCGCACCUAAGAAUAAACGUUAGGGCCAUUACCCCCAUCAAACCUGUUCUGUGCUUUUGUCUCCAAAUGGCCACAGGAAGACCCCUGUGGGACGUCUGGAUUUUUACUUGUUUGGUUGUUGUUUUGUUUUGUUCUGGUCUGUUUUGUUGCCAUUCUUCACAUCAGUUUUUCCCAGGCAGGGAAGGUCAUUGUUGGGGCUAGUUGUGAUCAUAAUAGAACCUACAAGUUAACUCUUUGCUUGUGGAUGAAGUCAGCCAAAACAAAUAGACAAACAAAUAACAAACAAAAACAAGUCUUGCCAAACUCAAUUCUUGCCAAAUACAGCUAAGUCAAUACCAUGAGUCUGGGCACUGGCCAGAUCCUUCUAGCCUUUUAUCUCAGUAAUAUUCUGCAAGGGAGUCUCCCUACACUUCAGAUACAAGAAGCAGGCCAUCUUGAAAGACUAUAGACCACCACCAACACUCUAAAACCCAAAUAUAGGAUUCAAAAAGAAAAAAGAAAAACAAUCUCAGCACACUUGUCGGAGUAGAAAAAUAAAUAUCAUCAUAGCAGGCAGGAUGGAUACAUAAAUUAGUGUUCUAGUACAGGGAAUGGGGUUCAAACGGAACUCUGAAGAACCCAAAUUGUUCCUAAGGGUGGGAGGUCCUCACCAGCUCCUGACUCUUCUUCUGAAACCUUUUUUUGGAGGUCCUUACCCACCAUGAGAUUCUUCAUCAUCAAGUUUGUGCGCCCUCCGUACUCUGUUUCCUUGGGUGGUCCUGCCCUUAUGCCUGGCCUUUAUAGCUACUUCACUCAGAGCACCUUCCUGCUUUAAUUCUGUUUCCCAAUGCUUCCAAACUUCCUCAAAAAAUUGUCUCAGAGGAGACAAUUAUAAAGGAUGAAGAGACAGCACCAAGGUGACCACGAUCAGACUGUGUGAUGCCCAUGUACCAACAUAGCAAGAACGGCAGAGGAAAUAGGCCAGCCAUACAGUGUUUGUGAGAGAGUAGAGCAUGGGCAGAAAACUGCACAGUCUUGUGUAGGGGAAACUCCCUCCACUUCAGGUUUGGGGUGAGGGUGGGCAAUCUGGAGCAUUGAGGAGCCCAAAUGGCUUUCACACCGCUCAGUUGUCUCCUUGCUGGCUCUCACAGGAGUGGAGGCAGAGAAAAAAUAGAAAAAAGAAGGGAGGGCUCUGAAUCCCCUACAGUGAGUGUUUUCCUGUGUGGUUAACAUGAGCACUCUACACUUGCAUUUUACUGAAUUCUCUCAAUUUGAUAAAGCAUCCUUACUUGGCUUUUGGUUUGGGAGU
Molecule: messenger RNA, 4903 nt
Organism: Psammomys obesus (fat sand rat)
Lineage: Eukaryota; Metazoa; Chordata; Mammalia; Rodentia; Muridae
Gene: Kirrel3
Product: kirre like nephrin family adhesion molecule 3
Exons: 17
Coding region: 288-2624 (778 amino acids)
Biological process (GO): cell-cell adhesion; synapse assembly
Cellular component (GO): cell-cell junction
Molecular function (GO): cell adhesion molecule binding
Source: RefSeq, a predicted model, not a curated record